UUUAGAAGGAAACGCCCAUUAAGAUGGCGGACGGUUUCGAUGUAGGAGAAAUACUGUCAGGAGCUAACCUGGACUGGACUCCGCUGGGAGAGGGUUUUGCAAAAUGUUACAUGAACUAUGAUGAACUUGAAUGGAAGGUUGACCUUGCUAAUCAGAAAGCAGUAGUGGCACCCUAUGGAGGAUCAAUAGCUGUAUUAACAAAGCAUGAAGGAUGGUCUGAUAUCACUACAUACACAUUGGCUGCAAAGAAAAUAGGAUUCAUCAAACUUGAAGGUGGUAAGAUAGUUGGUAUGGGUUGGACAGCGUCUGAGGAUCUGGUCCUGAUAUACGAUGACGGGACUAUGGUAGUCUAUACUGUUCAUGGCGUCAUGAAGUUUCAGAGAUUACUAGCUCGAGAAAUCAGAGAUCACCGUGUUGCUCAAGUCAGGUUUUUCCAUUCAAUCGAAGGAUUCGCUGGCUUUGCCGUAAUGACCUUUGAUUAUCAUUUCUAUGUAGUAGCAGACUCCGACAGAGAUAAGGAUGACAUUCGAGUCAAAACGCUAGCAGAGCUACCUUCUGGAACUUUGAAUACUUGUCCCUCUUGCUGGGCUGUCAUGCCUUCUGGGAAGAAUGUUGGAGUCAUUGCUGUGGUUGAAGGCCAAGUGUAUCUAAUGCAGUCAUUUGAGACAGUUCCUAUAAGUGUUGCUUGUAAAGAUUCUAAUAGACAGUGGACAUCAAUUGCCAUAUCACUCAGUGGCAAGGCAGCAGCACUCAUUGAUAAGACUGGAUACAUAUGGGCCGGAUCGUCCGAUUUCAAAUCGCAAGAAGUAGAGUUUGAUAUCCAAAGCUCGUCGAAUGUCUUACAAAUGGAAUGGUCUGGCAAUGAUUUCAUUGUUCUUUUAUAUGAGAAGUUUAUUUUCCUUAAAGGCCUUGCAAAGCACUGGUGCAAGCUACCCAGUAAAGGCCCGUGUGUCCUUGCAGCUGAGAUCGAUGGAGUCAGAUUGGUUACUAACACCACCUGUGAGUUUAUUCACAGGGUACCAAAGAGCUCACUGAGUGUAUUGAAAGUGGCUUCGCUUCAACCAGGAGCUAUUCUCAAUGACGCCUACAAGGAGUACAUUGGUGACGAGAGCCACAAAGCUGACGAGUACAUUAGAUAUAUUAAGGACAAGCUCCCUGAUGCUGUACUCCAGUGUAUUAGCGCUGCCUCUGAAGAAUUUGAACCAAAGAUUCAGCAAGCAUUGCUCAUGUCUGCUAAUUUUGGUAAAGGGUUCCUUGGUCCUGAUGUAUCUGAUGAUAUCAUUACUGCUUUUGUUGAGACUGCUCGGAAUCUUCGUGUCCUUAACUUUGUUCGUGACCCGGCCAUUGGAAUACCCAUCACAUACAGACAGUUCAGUCGUUUGUCUCCUGGUGUCCUCGUGGACAGGUUGACCAAUCACAGGCAGUACCCGGUAGCACUCGAGAUUUGUAAUUAUUUGAAAUUACCCUCCGAUGUCGGGGAAGUUAAAGUCCUCACACAGUGGGCCCUCCACAAAGUUAGGGAUAAGACUGUUAGCGACACUAAAGUUGCUAAUAUGAUACUGACCCGAUUCAAAUCCUGUGGUAUUGUUAUAUCGUAUGCUGAUAUAGCGAGAGUGGCGAGACAAGAGGACAGGAGGACACUAGCAGCUCAACUACUAGAGCAUGAGGUACUGGUAGAGGACCAGGUGCAGAUGCUAUUAGAGAUGGAUGAAGCUGACAAGGCACUGGAUAAAGCCACUAGUAGCUGGGAUGCGCAAUUAGUUUAUGAAGUGUUGGAGAGGAUGAAAGGGUCUCAGAGGACAUCGGAUUACAUGAAGGUAUUUAAUCACAGACCCACGGCGGCUGCCCUCUAUAAGAAGUAUUGCAAAGAGAAUGAUUCUGAGGGGCUUGUCAAUCUCUGUCAUCAGGAAAGUGAUUUUGUUGGUGCUGGAAUACAUCUUCUAUCUCAAGCCUAUCGCGUAGCAAAGCCCAAGGAAGAAAAAGAUGAAAAGGAGAGAAAAGAAGCAAAAGAGAGAUUCUUAGUCCCAAGACAAGAGCUGGUUAAGCAAGCGUACAAGGAAUUCACGGAUGGACAGUUGUCAUUUCAUAUGAAGGUUAUAGAGGAUCAAGACAGGCUUCAUAGAGAGCAGACACAGCUUAAGGAGGAUCACAAGUUUGAUACAGUCGGUUUAACUUUAUUUUCAACAAUAAUGGAGUGUGUUAGAAGGAGUCAGUUUAAAGUAGCCGAUAAUUUGAAAAAGAAGUUUGCCAUGCCUGACACACUUUUUUGGUGGGCAAAGCUAAGAGCUCUUGCAUCAGUCGCUAACUUUGAAGAAAUCGAGAGAUUCUCAAAACAAAAGAAAUCUCCGAUAGGCUAUGAGCCAUUUGUUGAGGUUUGUUUGCAAAAGAACAGAUUUACAGAAGCUAAUAAAUACAUCCCUCGCUGUCCUCCUAAUAAAAGAUGCAGACUGUACAUGAUAACUGGUGAUUGGCAUAAAGCUGCUGAGACUGCUGCUAGUGAGAGGAAUAUUGCUGCUUUGGAUGAAAUGCUACAGCGUCAAGGCCGCAACGAUGCAGCAUUGGUUGACUACAUUAAACAAAUUAAAAUGAAACUAGGGGCACAAUGAAACUCACAUUCCUCUUUCUCUCUUUCUCCGUCUAUUAUUUUAUGUACACGUACAAGUGUGCUUGCUGAACUUUUUUACAAAAU
Molecule: messenger RNA, 2689 nt
Organism: Amphimedon queenslandica
Lineage: Eukaryota; Metazoa; Porifera; Demospongiae; Haplosclerida; Niphatidae
Product: vacuolar protein sorting-associated protein 16 homolog
Exons: 23
Coding region: 24-2606 (860 amino acids)
Biological process (GO): intracellular protein transport; vacuole fusion, non-autophagic; endosomal transport
Cellular component (GO): HOPS complex; endosome; lysosomal membrane
Molecular function (GO): actin binding
Source: RefSeq, a predicted model, not a curated record